AUGAUUAAUAAUAAGAAUAACAACUCCAGGGUAUCCCAUGGAUUCAGCACUCGAAGUGCGAGAAGCUUAAAUAAAGUCAAUUCUUUUCUUAAAGUUUUUGUCUUUACAUUAGUAAUUUUGGCAAUUCAAUGUUUUAACGAAAGUUUUUCCGCUUCUGCGCAAAAGAGCUCAGGAAAUGGGCCCAAAGUGGCUAUCAGUCGAUUACUAAGUGAUUUAGAUGACAGUACUGAAAGCCUCUCCACAGCUGACGAAGACGAAGGUUCAAAAAGCAACAUAACAGCUGAAUAUUACUAUAUCAUUGUGGAUGACGGCGAAAAUCAAGUAGAUGAAUAUGGAAGUGCAGAAAACUUCCCAUUACAUAGUAAGAUUGAUGAUGAUAUCCAAAUGGCAGAAGAAGUUCUGCCUAUAAGACAAGAAAAAAUAUCCAGAGGAAAGGAUUACCGAGGCAAUAUAAUAGGAGAGACAACCGUGACAGAUAUUAUAUAUGAAGAUGAAUUCAUGAGAAACUAUAGAAAUAAGAAGAGAAAAGGAAAGUUUCACAAGAGAAUGUAUAAAUUCCUCAAGAAGCACCACUACAUUAUUCCAACAAUUAUAGCUGGUCUUUCUCUAAUAGUAAACAAUACCGGAUUGGCAAUAGGUGUGAUGAUGAUAUAUCUAAUAUUUAUGUCACUCCUAUACGUACACAAAAAAGUAAUUUAA
Messenger RNA from Plasmodium knowlesi strain H, 699 nucleotides. RefSeq names its product conserved Plasmodium protein, unknown function. Bases 1 to 699 code for a protein of 232 amino acids. The record is from RefSeq and is a predicted model, not a curated record. The transcript has 3 exons. Lineage: Eukaryota; Apicomplexa; Aconoidasida; Haemosporida; Plasmodiidae.